This is a messenger RNA of Erpetoichthys calabaricus (reedfish), 5232 nucleotides long. Its product is annotated as ADAMTS-like protein 1. The record is from RefSeq and is a predicted model, not a curated record. Gene Ontology annotation, biological process: extracellular matrix organization. The transcript has 25 exons. Gene Ontology annotation, molecular function: metalloendopeptidase activity. The coding region runs from base 516 to 5129 and encodes 1537 amino acids. NCBI's taxonomy places the organism in Eukaryota, Metazoa, Chordata, Cladistia, Polypteriformes, Polypteridae. Gene Ontology annotation, cellular component: extracellular matrix.
ACGUACAGGUGCACCGAUCCCGAUUGUAGCGAUCAGAAAGUCUCGCGAUGUGACAAAUACUUAACGCCUGCCCGAUAACUCGACCCCGAUGUCACUCAGCAGGCGCAGCUCGGGCUUUUUCGUGCGUUUUCGAGAACGAGGCUCUCUGUCUCUUUAAGAAAUGUAAGGUGGGUGAGCCGCUACUCUGACGCACUGCUGGUAUGCAAACUUAUAAAUGCAGCAACAUGGUGUCCUCGGCGCGAAAAAAGUGGAAAGUAAGCUUUAAAAUGUCACAGCACCAUCCACCCUUUUAGUGACCAACGAGCUCAGCAAGAAGAGCUGCCUUAAGAUUGAGAAGAAUUACUUAGAAGUCGUCAAAAGCCGCCAAGUUAAAGCCGUGUGGGAUAAAUAAUUACGAAAACGGAGCGGCGAGUGAUAUGAAGUGUCACUGAGAGGGAAAAACUAAACCUGGAACACCGUAACAAGAGGACAACCUGGAGAAAUUACACUUGAGUAAUCCUAGAAGUGCGGGCGAGAUGGCUGCGCUGGUUUACAGAAGGACCUUUGUCGUAGUGAUGACCCUAACGUGCGCUUUGUGUCAGGUUUGCGCACAUGGAGAUGAAGGAGCCAUCUUUUUACGGGAGUACCCGCUUGUCCGAAUGGAAGACCACCCUGAAGAAUCCAUUUUUGAAACCUCUGCAAAUCCUAAGUCCGAUGAUCCCAGUUCACGGACGGCGCGCUCCGAAGAGGACCGGGACAGCCUGUGGGACGCCUGGGGGCCGUGGAGUGACUGUUCACGUACAUGUGGGGGCGGAGCCUCGUAUUCACUGCGUCGAUGCCUGAACAGCAGAACCUGUGAAGGACGGAAUAUCAGAUACCGGACCUGCAGCAAUGUGGACUGUCCUCCGGAUUCCGGUGAUUUCCGUGCCCAGCAGUGCUCCGCUCACGUUGAUGUCCGGUACCAGGGGCAGUACCACGAGUGGCUUCCUCUUUACAACGACCCAGAGAACCCCUGCGCCCUCAAGUGCAAGGCCAAAGGAACCUCCCUGGUGGUAGAGCUGGCACCUAAGGUGUUGGAUGGCACCCGAUGCUACACGGAGUCCCUCGACAUGUGCAUCAGUGGCAGCUGUCAGAUAGUUGGUUGUGACCAUGAACUGGGAAGCACUGCAAAAGAGGACAACUGUGGGGUGUGCAAUGGAGACGGCUCAACGUGCCGUUUGGUGCGAGGCCACUUCAAAUCACAGCAUUCAGCAAUCAAAAGGGAGGACACGGUCAUCGCCAUUCCUUUUGGAAGUCGUCACGUCAGGGUGGUACUGAAAGGACCCGAUCAUUUGUACCUUGAAAGUAAAACCCUACAAGGCCACAAAGGAGAAAACAGCCUCAGCACAUCAGGCUCGUACCCCAUUGAGAACACCACGGUGGACUUCCAGAAAUUUGCCGACAAAGAGAUUUUGAGGAUGAGUGGACCCCUGGGGGCCGACUUCACCGUCAAAAUCCAUUAUGUCAGCACUUUAGACAGCACCGUGCAGUUCAUCUUCUACCAGCCCAUCAUCCACCGCUGGAGAGAGACGGAUUUCUUUCCAUGUUCUGCCACUUGUGGAGGAGGCUAUCAGCUGACAUCUGCUGAGUGCUUCGACCUGCGCAGCAGCCGCGUGGUGCCCGACCAGUACUGCCAUUAUUAUCCGGAAAACGUCAAAUCCAAGCCAAAGCUGCAAGAAUGCAACAUGGACCCCUGUCCAGCCAGUGAUGGCUUCAAGCAGAUCAUGCCGUAUGACCUUUAUCAUCCCCUGCCACGGUGGGACCACACGCCUUGGACUGCUUGUUCCACCUCCUGCGGUGGGGGCAUCCAGAGCCGCACGGCGUCCUGUGUCGAGGAAGACAUGCAGGGCAACGUUGUGUCGGUUGAGGAGUGGAAGUGCACGUACGCCCCCAAGAUGGCCCAGGUGCAACCCUGCAACGUUUUUGACUGUCCCAAAUGGUUGGCUCAGGAGUGGUCCUCGUGCACGGUGACCUGUGGACAGGGGCUCCGCUACCGAGUUGUGCUCUGCAUUGACCACAGGGGGAUCCACGCUGGUGGCUGCAACCCGAAAGCCAAGCCACACAUCAAGGAGGACUGUGUGGCGCCCAUCCCUUGUUACAAACCCAAAGAGAAACUCCCGGUGGAAGCGAAGCUGCCUUGGUACAAGCAAGCCCAGGAACUGGACGAAGAAACUGCUGUCACAGAAGAUCCUUCGUUUGUCCCCGAUGUCUGGUCUCCGUGCAGCCGAACAUGUGGUGUUGGGACCCAGCAGCGGACCGUCAAGUGUCAAGUCUUGCUCUCCUUCUCUCAAACAGUUGCAGACUUGCCGGAGGAUGAAUGCGAAGGGCCCAAACCACAGGUUCUCCAGUCGUGUUACAGUGGUCCAUGUGGAGAGGAAUUGCAUGAGCCUCAUGCUGAGAAGGAUGAAGAAGAAGAAGAGGGUGAGGAAGAUGAGGAGUUGAGAGUCUCACAUCGCACUAACGAGGAGCUCCAUGACUGGGAGUACGAGGGCUUUACUGAAUGCUCGGAGUCCUGCGGAGGAGGCCUGCAAGAGGCGGUUGUGGUUUGCCUGAACCAACAGACGAGGGUGAUUGUGGAGGAAGGUCUGUGCACGAGCCAUCGCCGGCCCCCGUCUCUGCUGAAGACCUGCCAACCAGAGCCCUGCCCGCCCAGGUGGGAAGCUGGGAAGUGGAGUUCAUGUUCCGCCACCUGUGGAGUAGGCCUGCAGACCCGCGACGUGGUCUGUACACACCUCUUAUCCAGGGAGAACAAUGAGACGGUGGUCGUGAGUGAAGACAAGUGCAGACACUCUAAGCCUGCCAUGGUGCAGGCCUGCAAUCGCUUUGACUGCCCACCCUCAUGGUAUCCGCAAGACUGGCAGCAGUGUUCCAAGAGCUGUGGCCUGGGCCUUCAGUUCCGCCAAGUGCUGUGUAAGCAACGGAUGGCUGAUGGCAGUUUUCUUGAGUUGCCCGAGACCUUCUGCUCUUCUCCAAGUCCGAGAACCCAACAGACCUGUGGAAAAACAGAGUGCCCUGUGGAGUGGGCCGUACUGGAGCGCUCACAAUGCUCAGUGACCUGUGGAGAAGGCACCCAGAGUAUCUCGGUGUUCUGCAGGAAAAUGGACAGGAACGGAAAGUCUGUGACCCUCAAUCCUGGUCGCUGUUCCAGCCUUCCACAGCCACGCUUGGUCAGACCCUGCUCAUUAGCACCUUGCACAAAGCCUUCGAAGCCUGUCCCAAAAUUGACAGCCUACUUGUUCUCCCUGAGGAAGGUCUACAUCCAGCUGAGAAAGGAGAGAAGGCUACAGUUUGUUGUAGGAGGUUAUGCUUUCCUAAUUCCAACCACCUCAGUUGUCAUUAGAUGUCCCAAUCGGAGGCUUCGGAAAACUCUGAUUCGGUGGGAGAAGGAUGGAGAACUAUUGGCGGGAUCAUCACACCUUACAGUCAGUCCAUAUGGUUACCUAAGCAUUCAUCAUCUCAGGCUGUCAGAUGCUGGUAUCUACACAUGUAUAGCUGGCCAAGCUCAGGAAAACUUUAUAAUUAAGCUCAUUGGAUUCAAGCAAAAGCCUGUCCUUCACCCACCUGGCCCCAACUUGAAGGAUAAGCCAUGGAUAUCACCCAGGAACCUUCCGGUUUCUGUACACAAUGCCAAACUUUGGUUAACUCCUGGUCAUUUCAGUCAAUAUGAUGACAUUGUCCUGCAUCUCAUUGAGAAGAUGGGCUUAGAUGAAGAGCAUUUGGGAUCUCUGGAUGCGCUGGACUCAUCUGAGAGGAAUUCUUCACUUUUAGAAGACGACUUUGGCCUUGAGGUUGCAGCACCAAUGACCCUUACCAUUGACCAGAAACGGUUGGAUGAGAUCAUCAAGAAUGUAUUCUCUCAGCCUGAGGAACUCCAGACCUCUCAUGCAGAUAAACUCAUCACUCAGCUACUGUCAGAGAUCCACACUGACAACGUACUGAAGUAUCCAGACGGUGGAUUCAAUGCAUCCAACUCCUGGAAAUCGAUGGAUCAUAAAUCUCAUCCUUCGGAAGCAACUUUGGCAAAUCCAGAGUUCAGAGAUUCCGACAAAAGCUUUCGACCGCCAGUGUUUGGUACGACACCACAUCAUCAGAAGAGACCACAAGAGACCUCCUCCUCAGAAUUUGUAGGUCAUGUGGGACAAGAUGUGCUGCUGCACGGCAGGGUGAACAAGCUGGUCUUGAAGUGUGAAGCCACAGGAAAUCCAAAACCGUCCAUUAGAUGGUUUAAGAAUGGAGAACAUCUGCAUUUUGGAAACAGAGUGGGAUUGCUGCCAGACGGCUCCCUUCAAAUCCUCGCGCCGGGUGCGGCUGACAUGGGGUUUUAUCGAUGCACCGCAAGCAACAGCCUGGGUUUCGUUUCCCUUUCUUCUCACGUCACUCAAGGAGGAAAGCCAGUGAUCCGCGCUUCCACUUCUGAGCGGGUGUUCCUGAACACAAGUUCUGUGAUGGCAGAUGUGGGCAGCACAGUAAAAGUUCUCCUUGGUGCAAAUGUCACCCUCAGGUGCCAGGCAGAAGGGGUCCCUAAACCAAAAAUCUCCUGGAGUUUUCUCCAUGGCAAAUCCGAGGCAAUUCAUCAUCCAGUAAAGAACGACUCUGUACUCGUGAGCAAUGCCUCGCUGCGUGACGAGGGCCACUACGUGUGUAGGGCAGCAAAUCUGCAUGGACAAGUCACGGUGAUGACACAUCUGCUUCUGCUGGUUGCCCCUCAGGUCCUGAAAGAGUCGGCGAGGUGGACGACCAUCACUUCCUCAGCAGGGCCGGGGACCCACACUCUCCUCAGCACUGAGGCUGGCACCACUGAGAUGGUCAACAGGGGGAGCACCGUCCUCAUCGGUUGUUUCAUCCAAGGCCACCCCACACCACGCAUCUCCUGGUUCCAAAACGGUAAACCUCUGAGUCUGCUGUCAGAUCUUACAUAUCAACUUCUGGAAGGAAAUCAAAUUCUGCAGCUCUCCAAUGUAAGCAGCCGGACGAAUGGAGAAGUCAGCUGUCUGGCAGAGAACGAAGCGGGGACGCUGCUGCAAAGGGUGCUUCUACUAAUUCACGGCAAGUCCAUUUACAGUUUAUUUUUGGGGGUUUAUACCUCAUCAGAAGUAAACACCCCUCUUUAAUCUCUCUGGUCAAAUAUCCUUAGUUUGUAACACCACCUGCGUUUAUAGCGCCUUCGGAAGGUCUUGAGACGCUUUGGACUCUUUGUUCACACACUGCCAUCUA